Molecule: messenger RNA, 2482 nt
Organism: Daktulosphaira vitifoliae (grape phylloxera)
Lineage: Eukaryota; Metazoa; Arthropoda; Insecta; Hemiptera; Phylloxeridae
Exons: 6
Coding region: 299-2416 (705 amino acids)
Source: RefSeq, a predicted model, not a curated record
AUAUAAAGUUUGAUAUAUUUUUUUAUUUUAGGUACAUAUAAGAGCAGAUGUGACUACUAAAACGGUAAACGAUAGAAAUACUGAUCGAAAGCGUUACAGCGGACGUGGAACAUUUUCUAAAUCACAACGGAAACGAGUAUCCAACAUUGAUAGCGCCAAUAAAGAUUGUUUUAGUGAGAAUGAUUUAAGUAAUGAUGAGUAUGAAAAUGAAAAUUACGAAGGCGAUAACAACGAAUAUUUUGACGAUUACGAAUUUGACAAUGAAAAUGAUUCUGAUAGUCAUAAGACUGAUGAAGGUAUGGAAGAUGAACACAAUAUUGAUAUUAAUCCCAGUGGCAUAACCUCCAAAAAAGGAGGAGGUAUGACUCAAAGUAAAAGUGAAAAAAAACGUGCGGUAUCAAAAAAUAAUCGUAAACGAAAAAAUAAAAUUAAUGAAGCUGAAACCACUGAGACAAAAGAAUCUACUGAAAAAGUAGAUUUGAAAGCAUCUCGAUUAAAGCGCUCAAUAAUAAACAAUCAAGACCAAAAACUAGAAAAUAAAAACUCCAAUUAUAAUGAAUUAAAUGAACAUCCCAGUGCAGAGUUCGAAUCCCAUUAUGAAGGCGACGUCAUAAAUUAUGGUGAAAUUACAAAUGCUAAUUCUGAUGUAGAUGUGAUUAAAAAUAAAACAACAGUGUCAACAUCGAACCAAAAAGCAAUAACAAUUUCUGAUACGGAAAUUGAUAAAAAUAUUGAACAGACAGCUUAUCACAUAGAAGCUAACCAAAAAACAGAGAGAGGAUCUAUGCGAGACUCAAAUAAAAAAAACGCAAAAGUUUCUCCAAUAGUAUUAAAAGAGAAAACUAUAGUAGGAUCUACUUCAUUAGGCGGUAAUAAAACAGUUACAUUUUCUACAAAGUCUAUUGAUCUAAAAACAGAUAAAAAGUCAGAAACAUUAGGAAAUUCAAGUAUAGCAGAACAAUUAAAAGGGCAAGAAGAUUUUGUUUCUCCGACCGAUUUUAGCCAAGACAUAGCAGUAACUGAAAAAGACAUACUGAAAGAGACGGCUAUAAAGAUAACGAGUUCUGAAGAUUCCACAGUUAGUAAUAAAGUUAAUUCAUUUGAAAAAAGUAAUAUUAAAAACAAUGCGAUUACUGAAGUUAUAGACAACCAUAAUUAUGAAAAUCAAUCUCAAUUAAAAGAAAAUAAUGAUAAUAAUACGAAAUUUUUAUUGAAAAAUAACAUGAAAAAAUUGAAUGACAUAAAUAAAGAUAGCGGAGAAAGUAAAAAAGCUAAAAUACUUACAUAUAAUAAUAUAACUCCUAAAGAUGGUAUCAAUAAAGAAUCGAUGACAGAAAAUUCUGAGCAUGAUCAUACUUCAGGGCUAAAUGGUUCUUUGGGACGGCCAUUUAACAAAGCCAUUGUUGAGGUGUUAGACCGUGUAGAUACCCCUGAAGUCAAUAAUAGAAAUGUCAAUGAUCAAAAUAUUCUGCAGACUGAUUCUUUUAGCGUUUUACAGUCAGAGAUUGUUGAGCCGCCUGAAAAAUAUUGUUGUUGUCCUAAUUGCAGAAAAAAAUCAAAAAAUGCAAAAAGUCGUAUUCCCAGAUUAAAUAACAACUGUAGUUUGGCUCCAGCAAAUGACUUGAAUACUAUGUCUGUUACACGAGCUGUUCAGAUAAGUAGUAGAAAGUAUCAUAUAGAAAGAUUAAUAUUUUAUCAGCUAUCCGAGUUGAAAAGAUUACAGAUAAGAGUAGGAAAGUCUGAUGAACGUGUUUUAGUUAAACGAUUGAUUGAGGAGUAUGGCCGUACUGGUACAUUCAUCGGUUUACAACGAUACGAAGGCCCGUAUUCAUUUAAACGUUUUGAAAAAUAUUUAUAUGAUCAAUUGUCAACACUUCAGAAACAAUUACCUUUUAAAGAAGGUCAAUCAGUUAUUCCUCACGUACAAUCAAUUGAUGAAAUUGAGAAAAUUACUGGAGCUUUACGGCGAAUAAAUGCCGGUAAGACAGUCGUUGAAGACCCCGAUGAUUGUUUAUCAUGUGUAAGAUCAACUCAUCGGUGUAAUCAUACUACUCACGCGUAUACUGGUGUGCCAUGUGCUGCUUAUAUACCAAAAUUAAAACUUAAUCAUCAUCGAAUGCCAAAACUAGUAGCUGAUCGACAGCGGUUUUUACCGGACAUUCGACAAGAUGGUCCGAGAGCUACUCGAUGUUUAAGGAACGUUGAUCCAUCCAAACCUAUAACAUUGCAUUUUGAAAAUGGAUCAUGUUCACAAGUCAUUGAUUUACCAACAGACAAGUUAGACAAGAACAAACGGUACUUUGUUACAUUAACCAUUAAGGACACUGAUCUUCAAGAAAAAAAUCGAACUGUGACACCAAUUCUCAGUGACAAUAAUCACACUCUUUUGGCGCACACCCACGCUAAAAGCUUUUAAUGUCUAAAUAUAAAUCAUUAUUGUUUAUUAUAAUUUUAGUUUAUUCAUUAAACUAAUUCUUUUAGU